This is a messenger RNA of Nestor notabilis (Kea), 690 nucleotides long. RefSeq names its product estradiol 17-beta-dehydrogenase 2-like. The coding region runs from base 1 to 690 and encodes 229 amino acids. NCBI's taxonomy places the organism in Eukaryota, Metazoa, Chordata, Aves, Psittaciformes, Psittacidae. The transcript is spliced from 3 exons. The record is from RefSeq and is a predicted model, not a curated record.
AUGGAUGCUCUUGCUGACAACCCCCUUGGAUGGCUCUCCGUGGGCAUCACUGCGCUUUUUGGGGUGACUGUGCUCUGCACAGCCAAGAGGAGCCCAGUGGGUAAAGAAAAUAUACUGGUCUGGAGCCUCCUGCCUGCCUUGCUGGGGCUGCUGUGCGUGGCCAUGCUGGGCACUGGUGAGGGGCUGGUGGUGUUCUGUGCCUCGUGCCUCGUCUCCUCCAUGUACCUGAGUAGCACGGUGCUGCUGCCUGUGGGUGACAAAGCUGUGCUUAUUACAGGAAGCGACACUGGGAUUGGACAUGCACUGGCAAAAUACCUGGAUAGCUUAGGCUUUGUAGUGUUUGCUGGGGUUUUGAAUAAGGAUGGACCUGGAGCUAAGGAACUGAGACGGACCUGUUCUCGGAGACUUUCUCUCCUGCAGCUGGAUGUAACCAAUACCAAACAAGUCAAGGAAGCCUUUCUAAAAGUCUCGGAGAAGGUGCAAAAUACAGGACUCUGGGGAGUUGUGAACAAUGCAGGUGUCCUGGGCUUCCCUGGCGACGGGGAGCUGCUCCCCAUGAGUACGUACAGGAUGUGCAUGGAGGUGAAUUUCUUUGGGGCUGUAGAAGUGUCCAAGACCUUCUUACCGUUACUCCGGAAAUCCCAGGGGAGGCUGGUUAACAUGUCCAGCAUGGCAGGUGAGCUGAACUAA